AUGCUUCGCCGUCAAGCCCGUGAACGUCGAGACUAUCUCUAUCGGAGAGCUCUGCUUCUCCGCGAUGCCUCUAUCGCCGAAAAACGAGCCCAGCUGAAGGCUUCGUUAGCCUCCGGAAAACCGCUUGAUCCCUCCAUCGCAGACGAUAAACAACUGCGCGAAGACUUCAAAUACGAUGAAUCAUUAAACCCCGAGGAUAGGCAGAACAAGGAGUCGGACCUGUUGGAUCUGGAUGAUGAAUACGCCCUCACCUCCGGGAUUGUCGAUCCUCGCCCUAUCGUCACUACUUCUCGCUCUCCUUCCGUUCGUCUGGGCGCAUUUGCCAAGGAAAUCCGUCUGCUUCUUCCUACCUCCAUUCGCCUGAACCGUGGAAACCUCGUUCUCCCCGACCUCAUGUCCAGCGCAAAUGCCGCGGCACUGACCGACAUGAUUCUUCUUCACGAGCAUCGUGGAACUCCCACUGCCAUGACCAUCUCGCAUCUUCCUCAUGGACCGACCGCUAGCUUUUCCUUGCACAACGUCGUUCUUCGUGCCGACAUCCCCAACUCCGCCCGUGGAACCGUCUCAGAAAGCUACCCUCAUCUGGUCUUCGAAGGGUUCAAAACGAAAUUGGGUGCUCGCGUUGUCCAAAUCCUCAAGCAUCUCUUCCCUCCUCGUGAGGGCGGAAAGAUCGGCAACCGUGUCGUCAGCUUCGUCAACAAGGAGGAUAGUAUUGAGGUGCGACACCAUGUUUUUGUCAAGACAGGGUAUCGGGACGUUGAGUUGGCGGAAGUCGGGCCGCGGAUGACAAUGAGACUCUUCGAGAUCCGAGGAGGAUCGCUAGAGAAGGGCUCUAGCGGCGAUGUUGAAUGGGCUCUUACGCAAUACACCCGGACCAGCAAGAAGAAGGAUUACCUUUAA
Aspergillus melleus is the source of this 900-nucleotide messenger RNA. It is a transcript of the gene IMP4, whose product is annotated as snoRNA-binding rRNA-processing protein IMP4. The record is from RefSeq and is a predicted model, not a curated record. The transcript is spliced from 2 exons. Gene Ontology annotation, biological process: rRNA processing. Gene Ontology annotation, molecular function: rRNA primary transcript binding; snoRNA binding. Bases 1 to 900 code for a protein of 299 amino acids. Gene Ontology annotation, cellular component: small-subunit processome; nucleolus; Mpp10 complex. Lineage: Eukaryota; Fungi; Ascomycota; Eurotiomycetes; Eurotiales; Aspergillaceae.